Molecule: messenger RNA, 4031 nt
Organism: Oncorhynchus keta (chum salmon)
Lineage: Eukaryota; Metazoa; Chordata; Actinopteri; Salmoniformes; Salmonidae
Gene: serinc5
Product: serine incorporator 5
Exons: 12
Coding region: 169-1548 (459 amino acids)
Cellular component (GO): membrane
Source: RefSeq, a predicted model, not a curated record
UAACGCCAUCACGGUAAAAACAGUGGGAGGAGAGAACGAGAGAGACGGGGAAGACUGGGUCACACGUACUGUCCCCACGGUCUUUUAAAGUAGAUCUCUACAAGAGAACGUCCGGAACUGGAAAAGUGGGCUACAUUCUGAAAGGGUAUUUUUGACCACCGUAACAAGAUGUGUACCCCGCGCUGUAUAGGGCAGCUGGCGUGCUGCUGUGGCUCGGCAGGCUGCUCCUGUUGUUGUGGCUGCUGUCCUAAAAUCAAGCAGUCCACAUCGACACGCUUCAUGUACGCCCUCUACUUCCUCCUCGUCACCAUCAUCUGUGUCGUCAUGAUGUCACCCACCGUGGAACAGGAGAUGAGGGACCACAUCCCAUUCUACAGUGACCUGUGUGAGAAGCUGAAUGCUGGUGAGAACUGCUCUACCUUGGUGGGUUACUCUGCUGUGUACAAGGUCUGCUUCGGGAUGGCCUGCUUCUUCUUCUUCUUCUGUAUCUUCACCCUACGAGUCAACUCUGCCACCGGCUGCCGCGCCGCCAUACACAAUGGGUUUUGGUUCCCGAAGUUCAUAGUGUUGUUGGCCUGCUGUGUUGGAGGAUUCUUCCUGCCAGAGCAGGACACCUUUCUGGAAGUGUGGAGGUAUGUGGGAGCUGUAGGGGGGUUUUUCUUCCUGCUGAUCCAGCUCAUGCUGCUGGUGGACUUUGCUCACAGAUGGAACACUAACUGGAGUUCAGGUGUGAAGGACAACCGUCUGUGGUAUGGGGCGCUGGCUCUGGCCACCUUGGUGUUGUUCAGUGUCGCCGUAGGAGCUGUGGUGUUCAUGGCUCUGUUUUACACACACUCUCAGGCCUGUCUGCUCAACAAGGUGUUCCUGGGGGUCAACGGCAGCCUCUGUUUCAUAGUCACUAUGCUGGCUAUAUCUCCCUUCAUACAGAGACUCCAGCCUAAGUCUGGCCUGCUCCAGCCAGGAGUGAUCAGUGUGUACGUCAUGUACCUCACCUUCUCAGCCUUCUCCAGCAAGCCCAAAGAGAUGUUGGAGGUUAAUGGGGUGAAUACGACAGUGUGUGUGUUCCCUUUCAACUCUGGUUCAGAGAGCGACAAGAGGAUCGUAACAGGAGUGGGAACUGUCAUCCUGUUCGGCUGUGUGCUCUACUCCUGUUUGACGUCCACCACCAGACGGAGCUCUGCAGCGAUGCGUGUGAUUAGGAACAGCGUGCCUGAGACUGAAAGAGCGCGCUGCUGUUUCUGCUUUGGAGAUGACACAGAUGACUAUGAUGAGGAGCAGACUGGAGGAGGACAAAAUGUUUUAUAUGAUGAGAGACAGAGAACCAUCUACAGCUACACCUACUUCCACUUUGUCUUCUUCCUGGGUUCACUCUACGUCAUGAUGACUGUCACAAACUGGUUCCACUAUGACAACCAUAAGAUAGAGAAGCUGCUGGAUGGCAGUUGGUCUGUAUUCUGGAUCAAGAUGGCGUCCUGCUGGGUCUGUCUCAUUCUCUACAUGUGGACCCUGCUCGCCCCCAUGGUCUGCCCCAAACGCUUCGAGGCCUAACACACACACAUGCAGACACCGAAACACAGCCCAACGUUAUUUUCAGCUUUCUACAUGGGUUUUUUGUGUUGCGUUUUUAAUGUUUUAUAUAGAAUUUUUGACCAGUUAUGAAUACUUUAAGCUAUUGUUGCCGGGAAGGCAUUUGAUGUCUUUCAUUUGUACUAUUAUUGAUGUAUGGGGUUACAUUCAGGUUGGACUCAUAGCUUGACUCUUGGGGGUGCCUAAAACAAUGGGCUGGACCAAUGUUCAUACAAUAAUGUAUGUGGCUCCCCAUGGUCCUAGAGGUGCCCAGAUUCUGUUAUGGGAGUGUCCAGCACCAAUAUCAUUUCAACCCUGUUUACAUGUUUGCUUAUAUGUGUGAUUCCCAUACUUGUCUCUGUUAUUCUUUUAUUCCCAUGAAGAGAAGUUUCAUUUCUCAGGCUCAUACAUCAGCUUGUUAUUGUCUUGAUUUUGUUUACCCCUUUUUCUCCCCAAUUUCGUGGUAUCUAAUUGGUAGUUAGUCUUGUCUCAUCGCUGCAACUCCCGUCCGGACUCGGGAGAGGCGAAGGUCGAGAGCCGUGCAUCCUCCGAAACACAACCCAACCAAGCUGCCCGCCACAGGAGUCGCUUGUGAGCGAUGGGACAAGAACAUCCCUACCGACCAAACGCCCCCCUAACCCGGACGACGCUGGGCCAAUUGUGCGCCGCCCCAUGGGUCUCCCAGUCGCGGCCGGCUGCGACAGAGCCUGGACUUGAACCCAGAAUCUCUAGUGGCACAGCUAGCAGUGCGAUGCAGUGCCUUAGACCACUGCGCCACUCGGGAGGCCCAGCUCGCUUGUUAUUCAACCCUUUUGUAGAAUACUUUUUCUAUGCAAUUAAACAAGCUGUUUUGAUUUGAUUUGCCUGUCUUUAGGUCACACAGUCAUGUGAAACGUGUUAGUUAGGAGUAAAUAGGAUUGAUUAUAUAAACGCUCCUUUUGAGCCAGAACUUUAAAUGCCAUGUCGUUUGUACACACAGUUGUGUUUUCCAAAUAAGCCUCUCUGGCUAGCAGAGCGCCGGCUGGCAGGUAGAGGACUGUGGGACCAGAGAGUCACUACUGUUGACGGGAGCUGCAAUCAUGGAGGGGAAAAUCAACAGUUUGAUUUAAAACGUUUGCCAAAGGUAGAUCUCAGAAACAAGGAACAGACAUGCUCAAGUUUUUCACCCGAGUAUCUUCUCCCUCUAUAACUGCUGCAAUCCUCCAACUCCUCGGCCCUAGAAACGUGCUUGGUGUGCUCUCUGUUGCUGAUGAAGGGUUACCUACGAGAGUUCCUUUCGGGUGUGUGAAAAUAGAAGGGGAAGGGGAUAUGGGCCAUGAACCGGGACCUUAGUGUGUAGUGGUGGUUACUCAGCGUGUAGUGGUGGUUACUCAGUGUGUAGUGGUGGUUACUCAGUGUGUAGUGGUAGUUACUCAACACUGGUUGUUGAUGUUAUUGACUCAACAAACCCAGACUAAGACUUGCCUGACAGGGAGCAAGAAACUAUUCUCCAGAACUCCAAACCAUUCAGCUAUUAUGCUUUUCUGUUUUCAUACUUACAAACCUACAGUAUAUAACCCUUUUGAUACUAAUAUGAAAUAUGUACACUUUGGUUUAAUAUAUUGGUAUUUGUUGAAGAAAAACAACUUGAAAAUUGUGAUAUUUAAGAUGUAUGUCUUUUUUACCUUAGAUUUCAGAUGAGAUAAAUAUCAGUGGACUUUGCUGAAUAGAAUAAUCAGAUAACCCUAUGAGCCAGCAGUUUGUUGAGGCAUAUUUAUGCCAUAAGGUUUCCACUGUGACUGAAGUUUCUUCACCUCAGCCGUUGUUAUGAAGGGAUUAAACCCGUCUGGAGGGAUAGGAUGUGUACAGGGUUAGGCUCCAUUCAUUAUCCAUUCAGUGAUGUCAUGGAGGGUUAUUGGAAUUUCAAUUAAACAAUGGAAUGCUUCCAUUAAAAGAAGUACAAUAAUUGUGAAAUAGAAUUUCACUUCCCUUUACUGAAUGAUGCUGAAUUGACUGGAACCCUAGUGUAAAACAUGUUGACUGAUCACUUCCUUUUUGCUAUUAGCAGAUUCUGUCCACAUGUCAUGUCAGACCUGUUGUGUUUUUUUUAUCCUGUCUCCUGUGGAGGAUCCAGAUAGACAGGAUGUGGUGCUCUACUGCAGCUCAGCUCUACACCAACUGGUCAACCUCAUGUUAACUCAUUAGGGAUGAAAAACCAAACCUUCUGAUUGGGCUGUGCGCUGCCAUACAUGACAUGUUGUGGUCCAUUUGAUGUUCUCCAUUGUUAAGAUGACCACUAGGUGUGUGCACAGGAGUGUGAGUGUGUUUGUCUCAUUUUAUUUGCACAGGAGCACUUGCGUUAGUGAGUUUUGCUCUGUGAAGAAAAUGUAGUGUGUGUGUGUAUGUUUCCAAACACUGCUCGCACUAAUUCUCUGUACACAAUUUGAUUUAGUCCUAAACACAAUAAUAAAACGAACACCUUUUCA